Messenger RNA from Harpia harpyja (harpy eagle), 4251 nucleotides. RefSeq names its product mannosidase alpha class 2A member 2 (gene MAN2A2). Gene Ontology annotation, molecular function: alpha-mannosidase activity; carbohydrate binding. NCBI's taxonomy places the organism in Eukaryota, Metazoa, Chordata, Aves, Accipitriformes, Accipitridae. The coding region runs from base 140 to 3697 and encodes 1185 amino acids. The record is from RefSeq and is a predicted model, not a curated record. The transcript has 22 exons. Gene Ontology annotation, biological process: N-glycan processing; mannose metabolic process; protein deglycosylation. Gene Ontology annotation, cellular component: Golgi membrane.
UCCAGCCCGGGCUAUAAAUACCCGGCGCCGGAUUAAGCGAAGUAGGACGCGGCGGGGGCGAGGAGGAGGAUGGCGGGGGGGUCGCGGUGAGGGACGGCGGUGGGCAGGUUGGGCAGGUCUGUCCCUGCGGCUCUCCGGGAUGAAGCUGAAGAAGCAGGUGACAGUGUGUGGAGCUGCCAUCUUCUGCGUGGCCGUCUUCUCCCUCUACUUGAUGCUGGACCGGGUGCAGCACGACCCCACGCGCCACCAGAGUGGGGGCAACUUCCCCAGGAGUCAGAUCUCAGUGCUGCAGAACCGCAUUGAGCAGCUGGAGCAGCUGCUGGAGGAGAACCACGAGAUCAUCAGCCACAUAAAGGACUCAGUGCUGGAGCUGACAGCCCAUGCAGAGGGGCAGCCAGCACUGCCCCACCACACACCCAAUGGCUCCUGGGUGCUGCCCCCUGAGAGUCGCCCGAGCUUCCUCUCCGUCUCCCCACAGGACUGCCAGUUUGCCCUGGGGGGCAAGGGCCAGAGCCCAGACCUGCAGAUGCUGGCUGUGUACUCCCUGCUGCCCUUUGACAACCAGGAUGGCGGCGUGUGGAAGCAGGGCUUCGAUAUCACCUAUGAGCCUAAUGAGUGGGACACUGAGCCCCUGCAGGUGUUUGUGGUCCCCCACUCCCACAAUGACCCGGGCUGGAUCAAGACCUUCGACAAGUACUACUAUGACCAGACGCAGCACAUCCUCAACAGCAUGGUGCUAAAGAUGCAGGAGGACCCACGCCGGCGCUUCAUCUGGUCCGAGAUCUCCUUCUUUUCCAAGUGGUGGGACAACAUCAGUGCCCAGAAGCGGGCUGCGGUGCGGAGGCUGGUUGGCAACGGGCAGCUGGAAAUGGUGACGGGUGGCUGGGUAAUGCCGGAUGAGGCCAAUUCCCACUACUUUGCCAUGAUUGACCAGCUGAUUGAGGGGCACCAGUGGCUGGAGAAGAACAUUGGUGUGACGCCCCGGUCAGGCUGGGCUGUUGACCCCUUUGGGCACAGCUCCACCAUGCCCUACCUGCUGAAGCGCUCCAACCUGACGGGCAUGCUCAUCCAGCGUGUGCACUACGCCAUCAAGAAGCACUUUGCUGCCACCCAGAACCUGGAGUUCAUGUGGAGACAGACAUGGGACCCGGAUGCCAGCACCGACAUCUUCUGCCACAUGAUGCCCUUCUACAGCUACGAUGUGCCCCACACCUGUGGGCCAGACCCCAAGAUCUGCUGCCAGUUUGACUUCAAGCGGCUGCCAGGUGGCCGGAUCAACUGCCCAUGGAAGGUGCCUCCCCGAGCCAUCACUGAUGCCAACGUGGCGGAGCGAGCCCAGCUGCUGCUGGACCAGUACCGCAAGAAGUCCAAGCUGUACCGCAGCAAGGUGCUGCUGGUGCCCCUGGGAGACGAUUUCCGCUAUGACAAGCCACAAGAGUGGGAUGCCCAGUUCCUCAACUACCAGCGCAUCUUUGACUUCCUCAACUCCCGACCCAACCUCCACGUCCAAGCGCAGUUUGGGACGCUCUCUGACUACUUUGACGCCCUGUACAAGAAGGUGGGCAUCGUGCCGGGGAUGAAGCCGCCCGGGUUCCCAGUGCUGAGUGGGGAUUUCUUCUCCUAUGCGGACCGGGAGGAUCACUACUGGACAGGCUACUACACCUCCCGCCCUUUCUACAAGAGCCUGGACCGGGUGCUGGAGGCCCACCUCCGGGGGGCAGAGAUCCUGUACAGCCUGGCGCUCGCCCACGCCCGCCGCGCUGGCGCUGAUGGCAGGUACCCGCUCUCCGACUACGCCCUGCUGAGCAAUGCCCGUCGCAACCUGGGCCUCUUCCAGCACCACGAUGCCAUCACUGGCACCGCCAAGGAGGCUGUGGCGGUUGACUAUGGAGUCCGGCUGCUCCACUCCCUCACGAACCUCAAGCGCGUCAUCAUCAAUGCUGCGCAUUACCUCGUGCUGGGGGACAAGGACACCUACCGCCAUGACCCUGCUGCACCCUUCCUCAGCACGGAUGACACGCGCCCCAACCAGGACUCCCUCCCAGAGAGAACAGUGGUCAAACUGGACGCCUCGCCCCGGUACCUGGUGGUGUUCAACCCGCUGGAGCAGGAGCGCCUGAGCGUCGUGCCGGUGCUGGUGGACUCCCCACAUGUGCGUGUGCUCUCCGAGGAGGGGCAGCCACUGCCUUCCCAGCUCAGUGCGCACUGGGGCUCCGCCACUGACACGGUGCCUGACAUCUACCAGGUAUCUGUCCUGGCCCGCCUGCCUGCGUUGGGGCUGCGUGUGCUGCAGCUGCAUAAGUCCUUCAACAGCCACGGUGCGCUGAAGUCCUCCGUGCGCCUGUACCUGCAUGGCCGGGACUUGGCUGUGCGCAAGCAGGAGGCCGUACCCGUGCAUGUCUUCCCGGCCACCGCCGAAGACUUCUGCCUGGAGAACCAGCACCUGCAGGCCUGCUUCUCGGGACGCUCAGGCUUGCUGCAGAGCAUCCGCCGAGCUGGGGAGGAGCGGGAGCAGAGGGUGAGCAGCGAGUUUCUUGUCUACGGCACCAGGACCUCCAAGGACAAAAGCGGAGCCUACCUCUUUCUGCCUGACGGGGAGGCCAAGCCCUACGCCCCCAAGGACCCCCCAGUAGUGCGGGUGACAGAGGGACCCCUCUUCUCAGAGGUCAUCAGCUACUACCAGCAUGUCCAGACCAUGGUGCGGCUUUACAACGUGCCAGGGGUGGAGGGCCUGUCCCUGGACGUGUCUUGCCUGGUGGACAUCCGUGACCACAUCAACAAGGAGCUGGCCCUGCGCUUCAGCACUGACAUCGAGAGCGAUGACACCUUCUUCACGGACCUCAAUGGCUUCCAGAUCCAGCCCCGCAGGUACCAGCGGAAGCUGCCACUGCAGGCCAACUUUUACCCCAUGCCCGCCAUGGCCUACAUUCAGGACAUGCAGAGCCGCCUGACGCUGCACACAGCCCAGGCCUUGGGGGUCUCCAGCCUCAGCAGUGGUCAGCUGGAGGUGAUCCUGGACCGGCGCCUCAUGCAGGAUGACAACCGGGGCCUGGGCCAAGGGCUAAAGGACAACAAGCGCACCUGCAACCGGUUCCGCCUCCUCCUGGAGCACCGUGCCACUGCCAACAAGGUGCAGGAUGGCCGCCCGAUCAGCUUCCCCUCCCUGCUGAGCCACAUCACCUCCAUGCACCUGAAUGCUGAGGCCCUGGUCAUGCCUGUGGCCCAGGAGAAGCUGGCCCCACCAGUCCUGCGCUCCUUCACGCCCCUUUCCACCACCUUCCCCUGCGACUUUCACAUCCUUAACCUGCGGAUGCUGCAGGCAGAGGUGAGCUGCGCCCUGCAAGCGAGGCGGGCAUGGCUUGGGCAGGACUCUUGGGGGGGUCUCGCACCCACUGUCCCCAGCAUUGCACCUCACACCCUGGUUCCCCAGCAGGAUGACUCGCUACCCUCAGCUGAGGCAGCCCUGAUCCUGCACCGCAAAGGCUUUGACUGCAGCCUGGAGGCUAAGAACCUGGGGUUUAACUGCACCACCAGCCAGGGAAAGCUGGCCCUGGGCAGCCUGUUCCAGGGGCUAGAGCUGGGCUCUCUGCAGCCCACUUCACUGACUUUGAUGUACCCGCUGGGCACAACCUCCAACAGCACCAACAUCCGCCUGGACCCCAUGGAAAUUGCCACUUUCCGCAUCCGUCUGGGGUAGCGUCUCCUGGAGCAGGAGAGAAGCAGACUGGCUGGGCAGCGUGGGAGCAGCUGUGUAGCCCAGCAGCACCAGCAUGGCCCGGGAGAGGCUGGGCCAGCAGGCCCGUGGCAGGCAGGCGGGUGCUGGGCAGGAGGUGCCGGACUUGCAAAGGCUGCUGCCUUCUAAUUUAUUAGUCCUGUGUUCUCAGAUAGAUUUCAGAAGUGAACUGCUGUGGCAGAGCUGUGCAGAGGCUGCCGGAUGCUGCCUGGGCAUAGAGGCCACAGGCUGGGCACUGCUCCGAGCAGAGCACAGCUGGCAGGGGCAGCGGGCCAGGUUCUGCCGCUGCUGGCAGGAUGGGCACAGCUGCCCUGCGUUCGCAUGGCUGCCCAGGAGGGUGCCCACCCCGGCAUCUUGGGGCAGAGGCCCAUGCUGGCGCCUGGGCUCCCCCUAACCCAUGGGGCAGCAUGGGGGCUGCCAGGAGCCUGGCAGGGUUGGGGCAGCUGGCUGGGGAGGUGCUGUGGACUGGAGACUGAGCUCGCCUGGAGCUUGUAGGAAACAUGAGGCUGUUUCCAAGG